GGAUGAAGAGGGAGGGGGGGGGAAUAGAAAGGAAAGCACGCUAGGGGGGAAGGUGGGGGAGAGUGAGGUGCUCCCAGGGGGAGGGCAGACACGGGGAGAAGACAAGCAAGUGGUGCUCGACUGUAUGCGGGCCAGCAUAUUAGACAGGAAGGUCGGGGAGGAGGAGACGGUGGGGGGGAACAGCAAGGAACGCAUGCCAGGAGGAAAGAUCGGGGAGAGUGAGGCGCUUCAUGGGGGAGGGCAGGAACGGGAAAGGACGGGAGAGAGUGGUGGGAAGGAGGAGGUGGGCSGGGGGGGAAGGGAGGAAAAGGAUGGGUCGGGGGAUGGAUCGAGGAAUGGAGAACCACCUUUGGGGCAGCAGCAGGAAUGCUGGCUCCUUAUCCCUUAUGGUCGCACAGAAACGGUUGCGGAGUCAACAAAUGUGCAUAUCCCGGUCCCGGUGGGCGCGAAAGAAGGCGAAUCGGACGACGUGGAGGUGGUGGACCUCGCAGCUAGCCUGUCGGCCCUCUCCCCCCCCCCCCCCCCUCCUUCCCCCUCCCACAAAUGUGAGCCCACUGCUGUGACAUCGGACAGUGGAUCGGUGGGCAUGCCGAGACGUCGGCGGAAGCAGCUGAUUUCGGGUCCCUCCAUAUCGAGCCCCGCGAAGGUAGGAAUUUCCUUACAGCAAGCAACAGGGGCGAUCCAGUCCGAUCGAGAAGAGGAGCGACGCGAGCUGCAGGCACAGGCGGACGCAAAGCCGAAGAGGCGGGAUCGGUCCCGCUCCCCGGCUGGUCGUAAGGUGCAGCCGCUUAAAGACGAGGACCGAUGGGUGUCCCCGCAGCGAAGACGCAUUGAAGAAGAGGAGUUGCAGAAUAAGGUGGCCGAGGAGGGGCUGGCGGAAGGCAUGGAGGACGCGCAACCCCGCCAGCCUGCCCCAGAUUUGGAUGAGCCCAUAAUAGGGGAUGAAGGCGGGGACUCGACAGAUGACAGGGGCGGAGCGAUGGAUGAGGACAUGGAUAUCAACGAGAGGAUGGAAGCAGACAUGGAUAUUAAUACAACGGUGAAGGGAUCGCUACAGGAAAUAUUGGCUGCCGGGGAGUGUUACGUCUGCCCGGUGAUGCUAUGAUCAGUACGGCAGGGAUGCCCGCUUUCACCUGCUCUGUAUGUCGUCUACAUAGAGGCCCUACACGACCUCCUCCAAGGGGAUGAAGCUUUGCAGGGACUGCAGUUGAGACAAGAUAUGGUCCUCAAGUCCACUGCCUUUGCAGAUGACACCGGUGCAGUCAUCCCUCCUACCACACCACAAUUAACGCGCCUCCAAAUGGAUUUGGAAUUGUUUUCACUAUACUUAGGAGCCAGGGUGAAUUGGCGGAAGUCGCAGGCCAUCCUCCCACAGGGCUAUAUUGCCCCAGAAGGCUGGGAUGUGCCCACCUCGGCGGAUGGUGAAAACCUGUGUUUUUUGGGGGUCCUGAUUCAUCCGGUGGGAGGGGGUGCUCAGCAGAUGGAAGGAUUGGCGGCGACAGCAAUUCUGAGGCUGGGGCGAUGGGCGAAGAGGAUGCAUCUGGGAGGUUUUGGCAAGGCCCUCGUCCUUAAAAAUUCGGUGCUGUCCACGAUGUGGUAUGCUGGGGCCAUCCACAUGCCGAAGAGGCGGGUUUUCAGGCAGUUGCGGGCAGCGGUGCAUAGAUACCUGUGGGCGGGAGAUGUGGAAGCGGAGUCGGUAAUCCCCAGGGUGGCUUGGUCGAAGCUCACCCAGCCCAGGAGUCAAGGGGGGCUGGGGAUCUUGGACCCAGAACUGCAGAUGACGGUGCUUCAGCUGCGAAACCUGCUGUGGUUUUUGUUGGGGACGGCGGGCACAGCGUGGGAGAGCCUUACCACUCAGCAUUUGGCCCUGGCGCUUGGCAUGACAGAGCAAAUGGUCUUAGUGGCGUUGGCCAGCCCAGGCCUCAUUAGCCACGUCAAGAGGAACCAGACUUGGUCCGCUGCGCUGACAUUGUGGAAAAAGUUCCAAUUACAGUAGGAGUUACCGGUCACCGCUGACGAUGUCUAUAAUCAACUCCUCUUUGACAA
Chara braunii is the source of this 2046-nucleotide messenger RNA. The record is from the annotation of a GenBank genome assembly. Lineage: Eukaryota; Viridiplantae; Streptophyta; Charophyceae; Charales; Characeae.